Messenger RNA from Anneissia japonica, 4876 nucleotides. Its product is annotated as secernin-1-like. Gene Ontology annotation, biological process: proteolysis. The transcript has 6 exons. The record is from RefSeq and is a predicted model, not a curated record. Bases 179 to 1345 code for a protein of 388 amino acids. Lineage: Eukaryota; Metazoa; Echinodermata; Crinoidea; Comatulida; Comatulidae. Gene Ontology annotation, molecular function: cysteine-type exopeptidase activity; dipeptidase activity.
CCACUGAAAGAAACCCAUUCAAGCGUUAAUACCAUCUGCUUUCGCUUGCAGGAUUUUUAAAGGUUGCACUAUAUUGUUCCCGGAGGAGAGCCAUCACUCGUAAAGUAGGCCUAGUUGUAUAGAUCAAUCUUAAUACCUAAGAAUCUGUAUUUUUUAAGCUUGAUUUAAACCAAUAAGAAUGGCAUCAUCUCAUCCUAGCGAUGCAUUUGUUGCAUUGCCACCGGCAACAGUGGGUGGUGUUAUUGUGUUUGCCAAAAAUGCUGGUCAUACAAACGAAGCUGUACAGGAAGUCAUAUAUUGCCCAGCAGCUGAUCAUGUGACUAAGACAAAGUGCACCUACAUUGAAGUUGAUCAGCUGAGCCAUACCCACGCUGUCCUGUUGUGUAAAGUUCCUUGGAUGUGGGGUGCUGAUAUGGGAGCCAAUGAGAAAGGUGUUUGUAUAGGUAACAUACCUGUAGAUUCCAAGUCCCUAGGAGAUGCUGAUAAAGAAGGGAAACUGACUGGACCAGACCUUGUCAGGCUUGGAUUAGAGAGGGGUGACAGUGCCAAAGAUGCACUUGACAUUAUAACCAGUUUGAUCAAGACCUUUGGAACUGGUGGCUCCUGCUCUGAGGGACAAGAGUCUGUGUUUCAUAACAGCUUCAUGAUUGCUGACAGAAAAGAAGCCUGGGUUCUGGAGACUGCGGGCAAGGACUGGGUGGCUGAGCAGAUUACAGAGGGUGUAAGAAAUAUUUCAAACAGCUAUACUAUAUACACCAAAAGAGAUGAGGAAUCUGACAGUAUCAAAGAUAAAGGAAGUGAUUUUGAUUUUUGUGGAACAUUCCAAGCAGACACAUGCAGUGGUAGAUUUGCAGCAGCCAAAGAAUUGAUAGAGAAAGCAUCAGGGUCUUUAGAUGUCAAUGCGAUGAUGAACAUUUUGCGAGACCAGUCCAGUGGUGUUUGUCAAUCGGGACCAGAUCGCAUGACCGUUGGUAGCAUGGUCUCGAUUCUGACUCCAGAGGGCUCCAGUGCACCAUGCUUUCACUUGGUGACAGCGACACCUGACCCAAGCCUGUCUGUGUUCAAGCCGUUUGCCUUCACAGAAGACACCAGCUUUCCUGACUUCACAGUGUCCCCAUCAAAAACAGACCCCAAGCACAAACUGUACAAGUUACACGAAGCAGCAAGGGGCAGUUUGAAACAGCAAGACGGCCAAUCGAAAGAGCUGAAAGAUGUGAUGCUAGAUCUCGAGCAAAUGGCACUGGAAGGUAUAAAGGAGACCAUUCAAGGUCAACAGGUGAUGAGUUCGGAUUUGAAAUCUCUGUUUGAAGAUUGCGUGGAUUCUGAAAUGAAGUUUUAUGAUUAAUUGGUAUGGAGAAGGGGGAAAUAUCCUAAAUCACAGUUCACCCUCCAAUUUAAGACCUCCUUUGGAACCCCAAAAUGUGGAUUGGUCUCAGAGUGUCGGUCUGCAAUGAAAGGGUUAGCGUUGUGUUAAAAUAUUGAAGAUUGUUAUUUGGUACUUUAUAAAAGUAGUCUUGAAUUUAUAGAGGGUUUUGAAUUGGAGGGUGAACUUUAUGCUAUUCGAAUUUUGACUGUAAACAUUGUUCUUUCAAACAGUAUCUGGUACCAUAUGUCUGGUUUAAGAUGUUCUUGAUCAAACAAAUCAUAUGGCUGUUCUAGAUAAUGAUGCUUUACUAUAUCAGACACAUUAUUAAAAGUAAGUAUUAAGUUAUCUAAACAGUGGAUAAAAAAAAUAGCGUUUUUUGGAGACAUUUACGGUACAUGUUAUUUUUCUGCACAAGUUUUGAUGGACAUGGAAGGCACAGAAUAUAUUAAUAUAUAGUAGAGGCAUGGAUGGGUAUAAUAGACAUCAAACAGGAUCCUGCCUAAUGGCAUUCAGGAGUUUCAUCUGCAUAUUAAUCUCUGUCAAACAGGGACAACAUAUCUGAUGAUACUGCCAUUAACACUAAUUGCAUUGGCUGUAUGCUGCUAGCCUUAUGUACUAUACAGUAUCUACUUAUAUUCUGACUUAAAGAGCAUUAAUUAACCUACAUAAAUAUUUUUUGAACUACUCCACCUAUUAAAUUAUGAUUUAGGGAGCAUGGUAUAGUGGAGAAUUGCUGUAUAAUAUUGAUGAUUUCACUGAUAAUGAUAACAAUCAUUAUAAAUAUAAUAAUAAUAAUAAUAAAAAUAAUAAUAAUAUAACAGUAUGAUAAUAUUGAUGAAUAUCAUAGAACAUCAUUAAUAUAACAGUAAUAAGGAUAAAAAAAUAAUAAUACUAUAUAACAAAUGUGUCAAAUUAAUCAUGAUUAUUUCAAUACAGUAGUACUUAAACAAAUGGUAAUAAUAAAUUUAUAUUCAUAAUGAUGAAUAUCAUAAUAAAUAUUGCAACAGGCAUCUAUAAUACUUCUGGCUUGGUGGGAGUAAGUAGAAUGGAUAGAGCAGUGCAGUGUGCAAAAAAAAUAUAAAUUGGUAAAGUGAAGUAGGGUUGGGGCUUUACAUGACAGCUUUUCUUGGUUCUGCCAUUCCAUCCUCUAGUAUCAAGAGUAUUAAUAUUAUUAUCUCUCUCUUUUUUUUUUUUUUUUUUUUUUGGAAUUUUUAAUUUUUUCAAAUGAUAAUUUUAUGGUAUCAUUCAAUGUGCAUCCUAACAUUCCAUUCAUGACAUUAACCAAAUAUAAACCAAACAAAAACAAGGUGACCUUAUUGAUGCAAAUUUUGUGAAAUUAAGUGAAUGUGCUAUAAUGUAGCCCCACCCAUUAUUCAUUAAUGUUCUCCCCUUGUGUUUAUGUGCAGUUUCAUAUUGUAAAUUAAGUAGUGUACAGCAUAAGUAAAAGUUUUGAGAACGAACUUGAUUAAAUAAGCUAUAUUACUGUCAAUUUAACAGGGGAGUUCACCUUUAUUUAUUACAGAAAAUUAGACGUAAAUGGUAAUGAUUACUAUCAUGAGUGUGCCACCUGUAGAUGAGGUUGUUAAUUUGUGGUGCAGAAUAGGUAUAUUUAUGGUUUUUAUGGAUGAUAACCUAGAAAGAUUGUAAGAUUUAAAAAUGUAAGUGCCAUGAAGAGAAAUAUGUUGAAUAUGAUAGUUACUUUUACAUUAUCAUGUGUUUUGGUCCAUUGAGUCAAUUGACUACAAAAUAGAAUAUAGUGGACCUCUCUGUGAUUGCAGCAAUAUUUUGUUGAUCCAAAAUGCAAAACUGUUUUAGACAAUUUGUGUCAGGUUGGUGGCAAUUUAAAACUCAAAGUACUUAUAAAAAGCAUUCAAAUAUAUAUUAUAUAUUAUAUAGGUAAGUGUUGCAAUUAAGAAGUACUUAUAUUAAGUUAUACCUAGACUUAUUUAGACUUGUAAAAGAUGCACUUGUAUAUUCAUUUUAACUGGAACAAGGUUUUUUGACAUUGACAAAAAAGAUAAUUCAGACAUCCAUGAAUUAUAAGCCUACAAAAUGUACAUCCUCGUUUAAUGUUUGUACUGAAUUGCAUGUACAGUAAAGUAUAUAUUUUAUUUAUAUAUGUUUAUUUAUUUACAAUUUCACCUGCUAUUUAUUUUUAAUAUCUACUAAGUUUUUAUUUUCAAAUAACUAUAAAAAGAGGUGACAAUUCUCAAUGUUUCAAUUUUAUUGGGUUGAAACAUAGAAUCAUAUAAAAGAAUCUCCUUUUAGUUAAAUGUUUUUAUGUUAAAUUAUCAAUAAUGUUUAUCCCAUCUUAUAUUCGACACCACAACAGCUAACAAAAAUAUAUCAACACAUGCUACAGUAUAUUAAGUUUGUCUUAAAAACAAAGUGAUUAUAUGCUUUUACAAGUUAAUUUACAUAAUAAUGUUAAAGUAUUCUAUGUUAUAGUGCUAGAAUAAAAUUCCAAAGUACUGUAUGUAGUUAAAUUUCAAUGAACAAUGAAAUUCCUUUUCAGAUAUCUAAAUUUAUGUGUAGCAGUUCAUAUUGUAGACUUUUACCAGACAUUUUAUUGUGUCAUCAAUCAAUUUUUAAUAUUGAAGUCUCUUAAUAAAGUAAGUGGAGCAAAGGAUAUAUGACCUAAUACAUUAAUCAAGUCAAUGCCUUUUGGAGUACUUUUAGUGCAGGUUCAAUAUUCCAUGGUUUCCUGUUGCUAAACCAAUAUUAAUAAUAAUAAUACUAUUAUUAGUAUUGUCUUUAAGUAGCCUGUAAUUUUUGUAGUUUCAGAUUUAUAUUCAAUUUCAAUUUUAUUCGUCCAAUAUGGAAUUAGCAAUGAGUAUACAACUAAAUGGAAUAUACCAAAAAGUCUUGGGAUUGCUUUUCAAUUGGAAAAAAUUUAAAUGCAAGUCAUUAAAUACAAGUCAUUAUGACAUUUUGUCAGAUGUAUUUAUUUCAUGAUAUUGUAUUAUGUAUUUUAACUAUAUUCUGGAUGACAUGCUCAUUCCAGAGUCAACAACUGUAUGAAAUACAACAGUAAAAUAUAUAAAUUUAGUAAAUAUAUACAUUGGAUGUCAUGAAAAUCAUAAAUAUAAAAAUCAAUUUAUGAGAGAAUAAUGAUAAUGUAGGAGGAUCUUUGUAAUGUAGUUUGGUUGCAAUUGUAGAUGUCCCUACUGUAUGUUAGGGAGUUGGUUCCAUUUCACUGAUGCUAGAGCAAAACUGUGCUGUCCAAAAUCUAGGGUUGAUAUAGAAAUAUUUUUAAAAGGAAGAGUAUGAAAUGCUUAAUGUUUAUUAUGAAUGCAGCCCAGUGGAUACAACUUUACCCGUCCAAACUGUAUGGAGUCGUUAUUGGUUAGCCAUGGCCCAGGCCUAUAAUUAUAGUAAUUUAAGGCUGACCAACUGAUGACAAGGCUUGGGUAGUAGUACUGUAACAUCAUUUUGUUUUUGCCUAAUGAAAUUGUUGUUGGUUGAUGUAUCUACAAAUUAGAGGUAAAUAAAGUGUUAUUCAUGACCAAA